AUGGAAGGCGGAGAUAUCUUUGAUUGCGUUGACGUGAAUCUACAACCAUCUUUUAAUCACCCAUUGUUGAAAGACCACAUAAUUCAGAUGGAACCAAGUUCUUUCCCAAUAGGGAUGGAUGUCAAAUCAGCGUCUCUACAUCAUGUAUCACAAGCACAGCUACCUCUUGUUUCCUGCCCAAGAGGAACAAUCCCUAUACUACGUAACCAUAUAAGAUACCGUAUAUCAUCCAAAGGUAUUGAUGAAGUGGUUGGAAAGGAUAAACAACAAGAGGAGGUGGGAAUCAAGUAUCAGCACGAUGAUAUAUACGGGACACGGGCUAUAAUAAAUGUUUAUGAGCCAAAGGUGAAGAAUCAUACGAAGGAUCUUAGUGCAACAUCCAUAAAAAUUUAUAAUGGAUCAGGUCGUGAAGAAGCAAUUGUUGUUGGUUAUUCGGUAUCCCCGAGUCUAAGUGGUGAUAGCUUCGCUAGGUUCCAUGUUUCUUGGGAUGAUGGCUUACUAAAAAAGCCAUGUUAUGAUCACACAUGUCCUGGUUUUGUGCAAGUGAAUCACAAUGUUGGUCUUGGAGGAAGGGUGCAACCUAUUUCAGUAUAUAAUGGACCACAAUAUGUCAUAACUGUUCUUAUGUUCAAGGACCCGAAGACUAAGAAUUGGUGGGUGGUAUAUGGUGAAGAGAAUACUCCAGUUGGAUAUUGGCCAAGUUCAUUAUUCACCUACAUUAAGGACAGAUGUGAAAGUGCAUUUUGGGGCGGGCAAGUUUCUGGACCCACUGCCUCAAUAGACUCUCCACAAAUUGGUAGUGGUCAUUUUGCCUCCGAAGGAUAUGGAAAAUCAGCUUUUAUAAAAAACAUCCAAAUAAUUGAUAGAAACAACAAGUUUUUUAAUCCAGAUGACAACAAAGCUUUAACUGGCAGCAGCAAUUCAUCAAAAUUCAUGGUCGAUGGUUAUGGAAUCAACAAAUCUGGUAUGCAUAUAUACAAUGGUGGACCAGGUGAUUUAGUCUGAUAAUGUACUUCAUAUUACAAUAAAAUUGACACAGAGUAGCUGCUAGGAUAUGUGAAUAAUUGAGCAUAAGAAGAACAUGCUUAUUCUUAAUAUGGUUCCAGAGUACAAGCAGCAUGAUCAUCGAAAUGGAGGAAAAUUAUCCAUUAUUGGUGCACCUGGACAUAUAUUUGUUUGUCGUUGUAUUUUAUUAGCUUCUUUGUGUGUAUCUUGCGGUAUACCACAUCUUUUUAAGUAGGGAAAUAGUCUCUCCAUAUCAUCCUCUGUGCAACUGUGUGAUCUGCUAUGCGUUCUCUUCGACGGGCACAAAGUAUUCCCACCAUAGAAAAUGACACAUAUGGUAGCUUUAAAGGUCUACAUUAGUAUAUACUAGUAGAAAAACAUCGGUAAUUUCCAAGAGUAAGAAUGUGCAACAACUAGUCAUCUUAACCAGUACUGUAUGAACAAGUAACGGAGCUACAAAUAUAAAUUGAGCCAAGAUCAAUAUAGCACAUAUACAGAAGAGAUUAUGAGCACCAAAGGUGAAGUGAUCAUGAAGGAAGAAGAAAAUCAUUGGCAGCGAAGGAUGUCAAGCUGGUAGGCACAACAGUACCAUUUUCAUAUUUUACGAAAGUGUGUAGUCCUGUCAGCCUGAUUAUUAGAACUUUCAUGAAUGGAAACUUCGGUGCCCAGUAAGAACUUGUUAUAAUCAGCAAGAAUUACAGAUAAAAGCUCGUUACAAACUGUUCAGUAUCAAGACAAGCCAGUCAAAGUAUCCAUCGUUGGAGUUAUGCAUUAUCAAAAUUAGAGGAGAACAAGUCAAUGGAAACAACUCUGACAUAGGCAACUGCACACACACUUAUCACUCACGCACAAGAAACAUGAAAGUGGAUGGAG
Messenger RNA from Lolium perenne, 1878 nucleotides. Its product is annotated as protein neprosin-like. The record is from RefSeq and is a predicted model, not a curated record. NCBI's taxonomy places the organism in Eukaryota, Viridiplantae, Streptophyta, Magnoliopsida, Poales, Poaceae.